AUCUCGAUGUUCGAUGCGAUCUGAAACCUCCAAUCAGACCGGAACACAGCUCUAACAAAAGCGCCAUCUGAAACAGCACAUGGCGUGGCGUUUUGUCCGCCUGCAGCGUCCAUUUCUUUCCGGUAACGGUCGUUGAGAAGAUCAGUCGCACUUUCAACGUCUUCGGCGCUCUUGUUCAUCGUUCAGGAUGACGUCUAAAGUUUCGCGCGAUACUCUCUACGAGUGUGUAAAUGCUGUGCUUCAACACUCUCAAGAAAAGAAAAGAAAAUUUCUGGAAACUAUAGAGCUACAGAUCGGCUUGAAGAAUUAUGAUCCACAGAAGGACAAGCGUUUCUCGGGGACAGUCAAGUUGAAGAAUAUUCCCAGGCCAAAGAUGCAAGUAUGCGUUCUUGGCGAUCAACAGCAUUGUGACGAGGCCAAGGCCAACAAUAUUCCGUACAUGGACGCGGAAGCUUUGAAAAAAUUGAACAAGAACAAGAAACUCGUCAAAAAACUUGCAAAGAAAUAUGAUGCGUUCUUAGCUAGUGAGUCGUUGAUCAAACAGAUUCCUCGUCUGCUCGGUCCCGGUUUAAACAAGGCCGGUAAAUUUCCUGGUCUGUUGUCUCAUCAGGAAUCGAUGGUCGGUAAAAUCGACGAAGUCAAAGCCACCAUUAAAUUUCAAAUGAAGAAGGUGUUGUGUCUGUCGGUGGCUGUCGGACAUGUUGAUAUGACACCCGACGAGUUGGUGCAGAACGUCCAUCUCUCGAUAAACUUCCUUGUUUCUCUGCUGAAAAAACACUGGCAGAAUGUGCGCUCGCUUCACAUAAAAUCCACCAUGGGGCCACCGCAGAGACUGUACUAAAUUAAAUAGUGCAAUUUUUAUCACGAAGAUGUACAUCCGUUAUACAAUAAAAACUGAAAAAAAAAA
Molecule: messenger RNA, 907 nt
Organism: Pseudomyrmex gracilis
Lineage: Eukaryota; Metazoa; Arthropoda; Insecta; Hymenoptera; Formicidae
Gene: RpL10Ab
Product: 60S ribosomal protein L10a
Exons: 5
Coding region: 188-841 (217 amino acids)
Biological process (GO): translation
Cellular component (GO): large ribosomal subunit
Molecular function (GO): RNA binding; structural constituent of ribosome
Source: RefSeq, a predicted model, not a curated record